AUGAGCAAACACAAAAAGGCCAAGCAACUACCCAACAAUAAGAAAAAGAAACAACAACAGCAGAAAAAGAAUGCUACCCAAAAAGUUCCGUCCAUUGAUGAACUGAUCCAAGCUGGAGAUGCUGCUUCCUUGGCCAUGGAGGGAGACAAGGCCAUGGCCUUUUAUACUUCGGCAUUGACAUUGAUGGAUGAUGAUAAAUCCUCCUCCAAGACUGAUGCAGAUGCGACAUCACCAAAGCUAUUCGUUCAUGUAUUGGAAAAAUUGGGAGAACUCAAAGCAUCCGAAGGAAAUUCAGGAGCGGCCAAACAAGAUUUUGAACGGGCCAUUGCCAUCAUGACAACAAACAACACUACGGACAAUCCAAAAGAGGCAGCACAGUACCAAGAAACACUGGCAGGUCUCCAUCUAUACAUUGGACAAUUGAGUUGCGAACAAGAAGCAUUGCAAGCUUACCAAAAGGGAUUGCAGUGUCUAGAGACAGCUCUCCAAGUCAGGCAACAACAAGAUACAACUGUUAGUCCCGCCGAGGAAGCAGAAGCUUCCAUGGAGGUGGAGAACGAAAAGGAGGAAAAUGGACCACAAGUGGCACUCAAGGAAGUUAGACGAAAACUUGCCAGUGCACGGGCCACUGUCGCAGAACUCUAUCUCACCGAUUUGUGCUACGAUGACAAUGCCGAAACCGAAUGUGAAAAGUACGUCAACUUGGCACUGGAAAUAAAAGAGGACGACGACAAUGAUGACAAGGAACCCUGCAUGGUCGAUGCCCUUCAAACAGCCGCCAGUCUCAAACUAUCGCAACAACAAACACAGUCGGCACUCGCAUUUAUAUUGAGAGCGUUUCGAAAAAUGCAAGUGGGUUGUGAAGCAUUGUCGCAAUUGGGAGGAAUGGACGGUAAGCGCGCGGUGGAAUUGUUGGAAGUCGAUGCCGCCGAAAGUCUUCCCAGUUUUGAUUUUCGAUGUCAAACCGCGAAACUGCUCCUCGAAUGUGCUACUAAUAGUGCGGGUGAGGAGGAUGCCACGAAAUGUCACACGGCGGCCAUUCAAGUGCUGGGGAGUCUACUGGCGGAAAAUGACGAGGUGCCAGACAUUUACUAUCUACUGGGUUGUGCUUACAAUGGCGAAAACAACGCGGAGCUGGCACAGUAUUACUGGAAAAAGGCCAUGGAGAUGCUGGAAGCGAUUCAAAAGGAAAUGGAACAACAACAAGCAGAAGAUGGUGACAUGCAGGUAGAAGAGGAUGAGGAUGACAAUGAUGAAAUGGAAAUGCAGAUUCAAGCCAUUUCGUGUCAAAUAGAGGAAAUCAAAUCCAAAUUGGAGGAUCUAGAAAGUAAGGAGCCGUCUACAAACAAGGCGUCAUCGAAGACCACGGAUGAAAUGGAAGAGUAG
Messenger RNA from Seminavis robusta, 1386 nucleotides. The record is from the annotation of a GenBank genome assembly. Lineage: Eukaryota; Bacillariophyta; Bacillariophyceae; Naviculales; Naviculaceae.